Molecule: messenger RNA, 1063 nt
Organism: Ipomoea nil (Japanese morning glory)
Lineage: Eukaryota; Viridiplantae; Streptophyta; Magnoliopsida; Solanales; Convolvulaceae
Product: protein ABHD17B-like
Exons: 5
Coding region: 100-1053 (317 amino acids)
Source: RefSeq, a predicted model, not a curated record
CACAAAGUGAAGAUAAGAAGGAAAUUAAAAAAAGUUUGGGACUUUACUCGCCCCUUUAUUAUGACUUCAGCUCAAUGAUACUGUUGAGAACCAAACCAAAUGGGUGGAGUGACGUCAUCCAUCGCCGCUAAGUUGGCUUUCUUCCCACCGAACCCUCCGUCGUACACGGUGGUCGCCGACGAGUCCUGCGCCGGGAAGCUUAACAUACCGGAGGUUCCCGCGAGGGAUACUGUCGACGUUUUGAAGCUGCGGACUCGAAAGGGCAACGAAAUCGUGGCCGUCCAUGUGAAGCAUCCAAAUGCGUCGGCUACUAUGCUCUACUCUCACGGUAAUGCCGCCGAUUUGGGGCAGAUGUUUGAGCUCUUCGUGGAGCUGAGCCUCCGGCUGCGUAUCAAUCUCAUGGGGUAUGAUUACUCUGGAUAUGGACGAUCAACUGGAAAGCCGUCUGAAUGUAACACAUACGCCGACAUUGAUGCAGUUUAUAAGUGCCUAAAAGAGCAGUAUGGUGUCAAAGAUGAACAGUUAAUACUGUACGGCCAGUCUAUCGGCAGUGGCCCCACCAUUGAUCUCGCAUCAGGUGUGCAGAAUUUGGGAGGGGUUGUUUUGCACAGUCCAAUCUUAUCUGGGCUACGAGUGUUGUACCCUGUUAAAAGGACAUAUCGGUUUGACAUUUACAAGGAUAUCGACAAAAUCAGUAUGGUGAGCUGUCUUGUUCUCGUCAUUCAUGGAACAGCAGAUAAAGUUGUUGAUUGCUCCCAUGGAAAGCAGCUUUGGGAGCUUUGCAAGGAAAAAUACGAUCCUUUAUGGAUAAACGGAGGCGGGCACUGCAAUCUUGAACGUUACACCGAGUACAUCAAACACCUGAAGAAGUUCGUUUUGAGUCUAGGCAAAUCAAAACCACCCGCAAAUCUUGCAACUACUUUUCAAAAAAUCAAUUUUAUUUUUCUUUACUUUUUGUACUUAGUUUUUUUUUUUUUUUUUUUAAUAAUACUUUUGUAUUUAGUUAUAUACUUUACCCAUAGAGGUAUUAAGAAAAAAAUUACAAUAUUUUGAUUUAUGAGAA